This is a messenger RNA of Baudoinia panamericana UAMH 10762, 3971 nucleotides long. RefSeq lists its product as uncharacterized. Gene Ontology annotation, cellular component: chromosome. Gene Ontology annotation, molecular function: cohesin loader activity; protein binding; ATP hydrolysis activity. The transcript has a single exon. Lineage: Eukaryota; Fungi; Ascomycota; Dothideomycetes; Mycosphaerellales; Teratosphaeriaceae. The coding region runs from base 112 to 3807 and encodes 1231 amino acids. The record is from RefSeq and is a predicted model, not a curated record. Gene Ontology annotation, biological process: mitotic sister chromatid cohesion.
CCACCUCCACGUCCACCAUCACGACACCAGACACGCAAAACAUAUCAACCACAGCUCGGCGCUCGGCGCAACACUGACAUGACAUCGCACUAGCGAAUAUCAGGGGACAAGAUGCACAUCAAACAGAUCAUCAUCCAGGGCUUUAAGUCGUACAAGGACCAGACCGUCAUCGAACCCUUCUCCCCCAAACACAAUGUCAUCGUCGGCCGCAAUGGUUCCGGCAAGAGCAACUUCUUCGCCGCCAUUCAGUUCGUCCUCAGUGACCGCUAUACCCAGCUGUCACGUGAGGAACGUCAGGCUCUCCUCCAUGAAGGCAGCGGGGCGGCGGUGAUGAGUGCGUAUGUGGAGAUCAUCUUCGAUAACAGUGACGCCCGCUUCCCCGUCGACACCGAAGAGGUUGUGCUUCGACGAUCCAUCGGCCAGAAAAAGGAUGAGUACAGUCUCAACCGCAAGAACACCACCAAGCAGGAGGUCAUCAAUUGCCUCGAGACGGCCGGCUUCAGCCAGAAGAACCCUUACUACAUCGUCCCCCAAGGUCGCAUCACCGCCAUCACCAAUAUGCCUGACUCGGGUCGUCUUGGCAUCCUCAAAGAGGUGGCCGGCACAACGACAUACGAUCAGCGACGCGCCGAAAGCAACAAGAUCAUGGAUGAUACUGCUUUCAAGCGCGAGAAGAUCGACGAGGUGCUGACUACCAUCCGCGGCAGGCUGGCGGAGCUUGAAGAGGAGAAGGAGGAGCUGCGAGAGUUCCAAGAGAAGGAUCGUGAGCGGAGAUGUCUUGAGCACACCAUCUACCGCCGUGACCAAGAAGCAUUGGAGGAGUUUAUUGAUAAGCUUAAGGAGGAGCGUGAGGGCGGUGUGGAGCAGACCGAUGACAACCGUGAGGCUCUGGAUCGUAGUGAAUUGGAGCUUGAGAAGAUUGAAGCGGAGAUGACCGGGCUGCAGUCCCAGAUCAAGCUACUGACCGAAGAGCGCGCGCAGCUUGACGACGAGCGCAAGGACACGGCCAAGCAAAAGGCAAAGAUCGAGCUCGACGUGCAGACCAUGAUCGACAACCAGAAUGCUGCACAGCAAGCUCGCGCACAGCAUAGCAACGAUCUGCGCCAAGUGCAGGAGCAGAUGCAGCAACGCGAAGCUGAGCUCGCGGAGAUUCUACCGGAGUAUGAAGCGAAGAAGCAAGAAGAGCGCGCAAUCAAGCACCAGAUUAGUGAUGCCGAGGCGACGCUCAGCCGACUAUACGGCAAGCAAGGUCGCCAGAGUCAGUUCAGAUCAAAGCGUGAGCGAGACGACUGGCUCCGCACGGAGAUCAAGGCCAUCAACAUGACCUUGGCCACCCGCAAAGCCGUUGCCAUGCAGAUCAAUGAAGACAUCGCUGAGCUCGAAGGCCAGAUUCAGCAGCUGGAAGCGAGCAUCGCCGAGAUCAGAACCCGCAUUGAGAACCGUGGCGACGAGCAGCAGAGCAUCUCCACCGAGGUCACUCGCGCGAAAGAGGAGCGUGACCGUUUGAUGGACCAGCGCAAAGAGUUGUGGCGAGAAGAAGCCAAACUUGACUCAGUCAUUGAGAACGCAAAGGCCGAGUUGGACAAGGCUGAGAGGUUCCUAAGCCACAUGAUGGAUCAGAACACCAACCGCGGCCUCCGAAACGUCCGCCGGGUUGUUCGUGAGCACAACAUUCAAGGUGCUUACGGCACGCUUGGCGAGCUGUUCGACUUCAACGAAAAGUACAAAACCGCCAUCGAAGUCACUGCCGGCACGUCCCUCUUCCACUACGUCGUCGAUACUGAUGACACCGCAACCCGCAUCCUUGAGAUUUUGAAGAAAGAGCAGGGUGGUCGCGUGACUUUCAUGCCUCUCAAUCGUCUCAGGGCCACACCUGUCAACAUCCCAAAAACGAGCGAUGCCGUUCACCUCGUGACAAAGCUCAGAUACGACCCCAUGUUCGAUGCGGCCUUCCAGCAGGUUUUCGGCAAAACCAUCGUUUGCCCGAAUAUCUCCAUCGCUUCUCAAUACGCACGCUCGCACAAGCUGACGGGCAUCACUCCUGAAGGUGAUCGCUCCGACAAGAAAGGCGCGCUAACGGGAGGCUAUCAUGACACCCGCAAGUCACGCACAGAUGGCAUGAAGCGGGAGAAGCGUGCUCGCGAGGAGUACGAGCAGCACUUUACCCGCAAGCAGGAGAUUCGGGAAGAGCUUAGUGCUCUCGAUCAGCAGGUCACGAAAGCCUUGAGCAAUCUGCAAAAGGUGGAGCAGCGCCGCUUGCAGCUCGACAGCGGCUACGGUCCUCUUCGCGACGAGCUGAGACGCCGUGAGCAGGAGCUCAGCAACAAGCGUGAUGAGCUGGACCGUAAGCAGCAGUCUCGUGAGAACGUUGGAGACCUCGUGCGCACAUUGGGCGAGCAGCAGUCCGGCUAUGAGAAGGAGCUGGCUAGUGACUUUAAGAAAGCGCUGUCCAAUGCCGAAGAACAGGAGCUUGAGAGUCUGAACAGCCAGCUGCCCGAACUUAGGAAGCGGCACGCGCAACUGGAAAGCGAGAGAAUGGAGCUAGAAAGCAGAAAGACAGCGAUCGAGUUCGAGCUGCGGGAGAAUCUGCGCUUGCGUUUCGAUCAACUCCAAGCUACCGAUCUCGAUGCCGACACUGACGCCUCUGUCACUGGCAUCAGCAGCAACAGCGCCCGCCUGAAAGAGCGCCAACGCGACCUGAAGCGCAUCACGCAAACCCUUGAAACCAUCCAAGCCAAGCUGGCUGAGAAUGAGUCCGCAAUUGAAGAAACACAACAGCAACUUCAAACCCUGCAAGCCACCCACUCUACUAAGGCUCAGGAGAUCGACACCCUCCGCCGCGCCAUCCGCAACUACCAAAAGUCCAUCGAAAAGGGCGCCCAGAAGCGCGCAGCACUACAAACCCGUCUUGCUGAAGUUCAAGCCCAGAUCCGCUCACUCGGCGUACUUCCGCAAGCCGCUUUCCAAAAGCCCUACACCGACAUGAACCAAAAUGUUGCGACGGCUCGCCUGCAUAAAGUACAAGAAGCGCUCAAGAAGUUCGGGCAUGUGAACAAGAAGGCGUUCGAGCAGUUUGCGCAGUUCGAGACGCAGCGGGAAGGGCUGGAAAAGCGACUGGAGGAGUUGGCGAAGAGUGACGAGAGUAUUCGGGAGUUGAUUGAGCAUCUCGACCGCGUAAAAGACAAAGCGAUUCUACGAACGUUUCAACAGGUAAGCAUGGAGUUCGCACAUAUCUUUGAGCGCCUCGUACCCGCUGGGAAGGGGCGGUUAAUCAUCCAGCGCCGACCCGGACUCGCCGCCGCCAACGAAGCAGAAGCCGAAAUGGGCGAAGAGGACGACGAUGGCGGCGCCAGAGGCGGGAUGGGCAUAGAGAACUACAUUGGCAUUGGCAUCUCCGUCUCUUUCAACAGUAAAGCAGACGAACAACAGCGCAUCCAGCAGCUCUCCGGCGGGCAGAAGUCGCUCUGCGCGUUGGCCUUCAUCUUCGCCAUCCAAGCCGCCGAUCCGGCACCCUUCUACCUUUUCGACGAGAUCGACGCGAAUCUUGAUGCGCAAUACCGGACCGCGGUGGCGCAGGAAUUGCAGCGGAGUGCCAACAGAGGCACGAGAAAGGAUGGCAGUACGGAGGGAGAAACGGGCGGGUCGACGCAGUUCAUUUGCACCACCUUCCGGCCGGAGAUGUUAUUGGUGGCGGAGAAGUGCUACGGGGUUAGUUAUUUGAGGAAAGCGAGUAGGAUUGAUGUUGUGAGUCGCGAGGAUGCGGUUGGAUUUGUUGAAGGGCAAAUCAGUGGGGGUGGUGCGAGGUGAGCGGUCAGAAACUUGUACGGGUAGGUGUAGAAUAUUGCUGCUGGGCUUUUGAGGAAGGGGCGUUCAAUGGGGGAGAAGAUACCCAGUGCGGAAUUUCCAAACGAACAAUGCGAAUGCCGGCGCCUGCACUGCAGACGCAAUUGGCGCCUUCCUGCGGUAUCCUU